UCAUAACGAUAACCUCCUACGGAGAGUCCCGAACGACCGUAGAAUUUUCCUAGAUACAGAACUAUCAGCCUCAGUAUCACGUGGAUAUUGAGAUGUCCAUUGACAGUUGAUCUGAUAUAUAAUCACACUCUUGAAUUUGUCAUCGCAUAAUUCAAAAAGAAGAGCAGAAGGGUUCUUAUAGAGCUUAUUCAGAGUUUAGCAGCAACAAACGUAAUACCUAUUGGUAUCUUUGCCAGCAGUAUUGGCCAGCAGUAUUGCAGCUCGUUCUAGGAAAAUUUGCAAUCGAUAGCAAAGACGAACAGAAUUGCAUUUUCGACUUGAAGCAUUUUUCAGCAGGCAGUGAUGGUGCAAGCUACGACGUGAUCAAGACUCAAGAUUGAUUGCUCCUCAUCGUGUCAGAAAUUUAAUUGGCCACGAAGCUUCGAGCUGAUACGAGAUGCAAUCGUAUCACCAUCACCACCACCACCAUCAUCAUCAUCGACCUCCAGUUCCGUCUCUUCCCUUUUCCCCUUGUCAAAUCGCAAGAGUUUGCGAAACAUUGGAAGAAUGUGGAGAUAUCGAGCGACUUUCAAGGUUUCUAUGGUCCCUACCGACUUCUCCGGACGUGUAUGACUUGCUGAACAGUAAUGAGUGUGUAUUGCGAGCACGAGCACUGGUCGCGUUUCAUACUGGGCAUUAUCACGAACUAUAUUACAUCUUAGAGAACUAUAAGUUUAGUAAAGAAUCUCACGUUAAACUUCAGACCAUGUGGCUAGAGGCACAUUAUAGCGAAGCAGAAAGGUUACGAGGGCGACCAUUGGGACCGGUCGAUAAAUACCGCGUCCGGAAGCGUUUUCCUCUACCAAGAACAAUUUGGGACGGAGAGCAAAAAACUCAUUGUUUUAAAGAGAGAACGAGAAAACUGUUACGAGAAUUCUACUUAUCAGACCCAUAUCCAAGCCCUACGAAGAAAAGGGAGCUGGCUGAUGCUACGGGCUUAACAGCAACGCAAGUUGGGAACUGGUUCAAAAAUAGAAGACAAAGAGAUAGAGCGGCUGCGGCCAAGCAUAAGAGUAAUAAGCAGUCAGAGCUUGACAGAAAAUCGCCUUCAGAAUUCAGCGACCACGUUGACAUGUCGAAAGAUCUUGAAGAAGAUUCUCCGAUAUCAAGAUCAACAAUGAACUGUUCUCCUGAAUUCGAUGUAUGUAGAUCAAAAGAAAGGUUGCCUCACUUUAUUUAUGGUAGCAGUGUCAGGCAAAAUGUUAACUAA
Messenger RNA from Rhopilema esculentum, 1249 nucleotides. RefSeq names its product homeobox protein SIX6. Gene Ontology annotation, cellular component: transcription regulator complex; nucleus. The record is from RefSeq and is a predicted model, not a curated record. Gene Ontology annotation, biological process: regulation of transcription by RNA polymerase II. Gene Ontology annotation, molecular function: DNA-binding transcription factor activity, RNA polymerase II-specific; RNA polymerase II cis-regulatory region sequence-specific DNA binding. NCBI's taxonomy places the organism in Eukaryota, Metazoa, Cnidaria, Scyphozoa, Rhizostomeae, Rhizostomatidae.